Molecule: messenger RNA, 5829 nt
Organism: Phlebotomus argentipes
Lineage: Eukaryota; Metazoa; Arthropoda; Insecta; Diptera; Psychodidae
Exons: 4
Coding region: 189-3806 (1205 amino acids)
Source: RefSeq, a predicted model, not a curated record
ACCCGCGGGGACAAAUUGUCAGAUGAUAGAGUGACAAUAUGGCGAUUUAUUUUCAGACGUGUUGACGUUUCGUCUUGAGUUUUUCUCCCAAAAUCGUAGUGUAAAAGUGCGUGAAAGUGUCGUGGAGUUGCGGAAAAUUGCUGGGAGUGAGAUCUGCAGGAUCCUGAUGAGCUUCUAAUGAGUGGACAAUGGAUCAUCAUGGCUAUUAUCCGGAUGUGAACGCAUAUGCCGGCGCAACGGGUGAGAUUGGCCAGCAGUUGCCUCUACAGCAGCAACAGCAGCAGGCGACAAUCUAUCCCUUGCCACACCACCAGGCCUACCAGCAGCCGAUUCCUUCGCUCCAGCAGCAGCCCAGUCAGCAGAUCCAGGCGACGCAGUUGUACCACCAGAAGAAUGCCCAGCAGAUGCACUACAGGAAGCACGAUAUCCUGGACUCUUACGGUGCCAAUGGAGAAAAUCUGCUCAAUUAUUCGGUGAAUAGUGGCGAGAGUCCCGGUGGUGCCAUUGCCCAGUGCGGCGUGGAUUAUUCUGCUGUCCAGUACGCCAAGAGUGGAGUUGAGCAAAAUCCCACCUACUACUAUUCCAAAGUUCAAGCUGGAGCUUACGAUGCAAACUACGGAGGAUAUCAGAACUACAGCGCAACUGCAACUCCCACGUACAACAAUGCGUCCUCCACAUCGUCCAGUCCUAUCGUGCUCAGUGACUAUCCGGAAUCGCCCAAGAGUCACGUGUCAAAUACAUACGGCGGUGCAAUCAAGUACAAUGGCUAUCAAGUGGCGGGAGGUUACAAGAAUUCACCGGCAGCACCCGUGGCGCCAACGCAGUGGACAACUCCCGUCCAGUCAGCUCAAGUUCCUCCGGCCAAAGACAUGAGGCAUUCUUAUGGCAUGGUUCCUGUGCGACAUCCAUUCGACGAUUCCUACAGCCGAUCGGCAGUGUACAUGCGACCUGGAUCCCAUCCUUAUCACAUGACACAGGAUUAUGGCUAUGCGGAAAAGUACCAGUCAAAUUACUUCACUCCCACGAAUCCCUACAAAACAGCAAGCAAUGGCAAAUACCCAGUCAUGAUGGGCUCUUCUCCGCGAUCUGGAAGGACAAUGAUCCAGUCAACGCCAGAAGCGCCUGUUCCGCAUCCCUAUUACAACAUGAUGCGGCCCGGAAAUGGUUAUCAACAGCCAACUAGUCAAGUUUACAAUCGCCCAGCCACACAUCACGUGCCGCAGAAGGAAAUGUACAUGGAGAAUGGCAUGUACGACGAUCCCUACGGCGCCAAGAUAAACUACAACACUCCCCCGAAGUACAUUCCACAGUACGAAGACUACCACCAUCAUCACCAUCGUCACUCCACCAAUCAAAUCCCGCAGCAAUCGGCAAUGAGAAGCUCAGUGAUCCCUGGAAGCUAUCAGGCAUCGAAGAUUGUGUAUCAGGGCUCAAGAAAUCCCAACGAAAUGUGCUACACGAGUGGGUAUCAAGGAUCGUAUCCUGUGAGUCAAGCUGCUCCGCAACAGCCCAAUCGCGUGGGGUACUAUGAUGUGCCUCAGCAAUCUGAGAAGUCCUACAUUGAUUUGGAGGAGCAGAUAAACAGCUCUAAGAUCUUGAAAGCGGGUCGCCCACAAAUUUCUGAUUACUAUCAAGCGUCACACUAUCAGUAUUUGGGUCAUCAUGGCCAGGUUGAGGAUCUAACGUCUGACCCACAGGUGCCUCUCAAGAAAACCAACGUGCGAGACUUCCUGUCAUCGUGGAAUGAGGAUGAAGAGGAGGAGAACAAGCAAAGUCACGAACACAAUCGCUCUGCUCCGGAUAUGAACAGCGUGAGCUGUAGCUAUGGGAGCUCCAUUUACGACAUGAGUCGGCCGAAGGAGUUCGACACUGAAGGUAAUCCCCGAAUUCACGUGGGCAUCACAAUAGACAACAACACCACAAAUCAGAGUAUCAACCUGCCGGAUAUAAUAAUUGACAUUGAGAAGCCGAAGUUGAUGCCUCCUGAAGACAAUGUGGUCGUUAAUUCGGAGAAACUUUACGUUCUAGAGUCCAUCGAUGUGCCUUUGUCGGAACUCAACAAGUACAAGCACUUGAGCGUAGUGAAUAAACUACCUGAGAAUAUUGUGCACUUUGCCAAUGGCGAAUCGGAACAGGAUGGUAAGGAUUUUGCCGCGAGUGUAGAGAACUCCCUAAAGUUCAUUGAGGAAAUUGAGUCGAAUCAUGAAAACUACUUCAAGAGUGACUUUGAGAUGAAUGUGGAAUAUGAUGAGAAGGAUGCUGAGCCUGUUAAACAAGCUGCUCCACCAGUGAGCCAACCGGAGAGGAAGGAAUCUGUGAUUGUGGCAAAUGGUGAGGCAGACAAGACUUCUCUUGAGUGUUCCAAGAAAGCCAAGAGAAAGAAGAAGCGCCGAUCCUCAAGUAUCGCCAGUGUGGAGUGCUAUCCAAUAGCACCGCCAAAGAAGAUCAAAACACUCCAGAAGCUAUGCAUUACCGUGAUAAAUUCCAAAGAUUUCCGCAAGUCCUACGAAAAGUAUCUCACGUGUAAGCGGAAAGAGGCUCCAAAGCAGUCGGUUGUAAAGAAACAGAAAAUUUGCCGCUACACUAAGAGGUACUGUCGGCGAGUGCCCAGUCUGAAGGAGCUCUGCGAGAAGUACUUUGUGCCUGUUCGCCAACCACAAAGUCUCAAAGAGGUCUGCGAAGCCUACAUCUGUAAUCACAGGAAUCUCUUUGCGCUGGAAGAAGUGCCUCGAGUGCCUAGAUUGAGUGAUCUGUGUGAAGAAGUGCUGAAGAUCAACAAUUUCAUAAUCAAUCUCGAUGAUUUCAGUGAGGCUCCAGAUGGGGCGAACAUCUGCUUUGAUCUCAUGAUCUCUACUGCUGGUCAAGAGCUUUUGCCUCAAACCAUUAGUCCGGAAACUCUCCUUCAACCCACGCAAACGGAGGAGAACUUCCUGGACAUGGAUGCGAACUAUUUCUCUGAUUCUGAUACUUAUCGUCUCUUUGAUAUCUGCGAAAAUAAUCACAUCCAAUCCGAGGAGAUAAUCCCUGUGGAUGUGGCUCGAGAUAGGAAAGAGAAGCUCUUUGAAUACCUGCGAUCGAAGUAUAUUCAGAGGCCUCAUCAUGAGAGGUUGUUCUUUGUAAAGAAGACCACAAGAAAGUACUUCUUCUACCAGCGCUACUCACGAUUCCUAUUGAGGAUGUAUCGGCGAGAGAAAAGCUCUGAGGGACAAAAGCUUCCGGCGAAGAAGAAGCGCUUGAAGAUUGAAAAGAAGCGUGAGGGAAAGCAGAUUCCGAGGAAUCACGAGAACUCUCUGAACAACAAUUACAGUCCAAAGAAGAGUGGGAGUGAGGGUGAAGGUCGAGAUAAGAGGGUACAAAAGAGACAUUCUCGAGUGGAGAGAUCGUCACAGGUGGAGCAAAAGAAGAGACGCGUCUCGGAAUCUCAUCGUGUUGCCAAAGAUCUCAAACGCCAACAUGCAAGUGCAUCUGCGACGAAGAGAAAGGCGAGUGUGGAGUCGCGAAAGGGCCAGAGGAAGCUCAAUUUUGAUGAGAUGCUGCUCAACAUUGACUCGUACUACACGAAAACCAUUGGGAGGGUGAAGUCCUGCUCGAGGGACUCGGACGACAGCAGCAGCAGCAGCGAGCGGAGUAGUUCCAGCAAGAGCAGCUCCAGCAGCUCAAGCAGUUCAAGCAGCACGAGUAGCAGAAGCUCAUCGAGCUCCUCGUCUUCAUCUACGUCCUCGUCAUCUGGAUCAGGUACGCGAUCGCCGUUCGUGAAGCUCGAGAGGAGUGUCCUCAUCGAUAAGAUGGGGAAAAUGUAUACGUAGCAUUUUCCUUCAAGAAUGAGGGCCUUUCUUUUGGUCCCUGCUUGACAUAUAUUUUCUAUACGGUUUGAAGAAAAUGAGUACAAAUAAUUUCUUCUGCGGCAAAUUAUAUUUUGGAUUAGGCAUAAAACUGACAGCGAAGAUUUUUUCGCUUAGCAAAUUUCACACUAAAUCGAGCCAUUUCCCGCAAAAUGCGGGAAUCCCAGAAGACACAAUCAAAGACACUGAGAAUACCAAAAUGUGCAAUUAAUAUAUUAUUCUAAUGACCUAAUCUAUUCUUCCUCCAUAAGAUGAUUUAUAUCGCUUUCUGUUUAGCAUUAAUUUACUUACAAAUACACAUUUUGUUUACAUUGGUUUUCGCUUCAGUGAGUAAGAAAAAUUUCGUCUUCGUCAAUACAGUUCCGUAUCAAAAUUAUUGACACAUUUCAAUGGUUUAAAGUUUAUUCAGUUAAUCUCUUGAGAUCUUGCGUCAGCAUUAAAAGAUCAACGUUAAAGUUUUUGUUUUUAAGAAAUGGUUAUUUCCUGUGGGAGUUUUUAUUUAAUUUUAUUUUGUUGUUGAAAUGGACAUUUUAUGUUGCUGAAUAAAUAAAAGACGAAUAAAAUGAAAAAAAAAAUCAUGGCUAGAAACAAAAAGUGAUCUCAAUGAAAUCAUUUUCUAAAAUAUACAUAUUAACUAUAUCUUGACGAUUGAGAUUGAAAAAUGACGAUUUUCAAUAGAAAGACAAAUUGAGAAAAAUUAUAUUAAUUGUUCGGAAAGGGAGUUUGAGGAAGAGAAAUCAAAAGAAAAAAAAUGUUGUGUUGUUUAAAUUUUAAGGAAAUUUUAAUGCAAGAUGGGAAUGAAUUGAGUUUGUGCAAAAAAUAUAUUUAUAUCUAUAUAUUGAUAGUCAUCUACAAGAUGUUGUUGGCAGAGGUUUUAAACUAAAUGUACUUAAAUGUGUGAUUGGCGGGGUUGAUAUUAGUGUGAACCAAGGAAAAAUUUACAAUGAAAUUGUAGAAUAUCCCAAUAUUUAUUCAUAUUGAGUGUUAUAUUUACAAAUAUAUUUUAUAGAAGAGCAUAGUCAAGAUUUAUUCAAGUGCAGACAUCAAAUAAUCAUUAUAUUUACCAAUAGAAAAAAAAGAAUAUUUAUAAUACACUGUGCAGAUUGUAUAUUUACAAGAGAUAAGAAGAAAUAUUUAUAAAAAGAUUACUAAGAUGAAUUUAUUCACGCGUGCGUGUGUUUGUAAGUGUAGUAAAUUUGAAAAUAUAAUGCUACUAGAGUAAAAAUGAGUGAAAAAAGGAAAAAAAUAACAGGUUCUAAGGGUCCAAAAACGCGAAGAGUUUUCAUAAAUGUUUUCAAUAUACGAAACGGAAAAUGUCAUUCGGGUGAAGAAACCGUAUUCAUUAGAUAUAUAAGAGAACCAAGACAAAUUUGUUGAGGCCAUUGUAGAUUUCUGUAGCAAAUUGUGUUUUCCUUCUUCUUAAUUCAAAUCCCACCAAUUUCAUUCCUUUUCAAUUUUAUUGUAGGUGUUAUUUUUGAUCAUUUUUCUACACUUGUAGAUUUAGAUGAAUAUUAAAAAUGCUUUUCCUUUUUGGCAAGUGGUUGAGAAGGCUUAAGUGCAUUUACUAAGGUUUUUUAAGGAAACAAUCCAGUGAAUGAGAAAUUGUACAAUGAAACAGUGUUUUGUGGAAUCUCUUGGGAUUUAUUGGAGAUUUUUUUUUUUAAUUUAAUAUACAAAUAUGCAAAUCUGUAUUUUCAAACUCACAGAAACAAACACUUUUACACACUUUUAGUGCCUUGCUGUGGAGCGAUGUUUUGUAAAGGAUUUAUUUAGGAAAAUAGCAAAUGAAAUCACCAAAGCUCUAACUAAAUAGUAUAUGGACAGGUUUUACCCCAAAAUUUCACAGUCAUUUUACACUUUACCUGAUGCGAUGAGAAAUUCCCUUUUUUGUGUAAAUAAACAUUGUUAUUUAAUAUCUAUCGAUUACGACAUCUAUGUUGGUUGGUUGGAAGUGAAAAAAAGUAUGAAAUAAAUAAUGAAGAAUUAU